AUGAGUUCAGAAAAUAAUUUGGAGGUGAACUUGGAAUCCUCUAGGAAGGAAAAAUCCAUGGCCACGAUAAACGAAGAUGAUGAUGUAGUGGAGAUUGAUGCAGACGAGAUUCAAGACACUACAACAGGAACUCAGGCAGGGGCAUCGAAAGGCAAGCGAAAAAGAAGGUUGACAUCACCUGUUUGGCAAUUCUUUGAGAAGUUGGCAGAAAAGUCGAUUGAUGGUAAGAGCCGUUCAUAUGUGUUGCUCAAGGAGUAUAGUGAUGGGACAGAUGAAGAUCUGAGAGCAAUGUCGUUGAGGAUGGUUACGAAAUUUGAAAAGUACUGGUCUGAAUUUUCAGUGAUUUUAUCGAUUGCGGUGAUAUUGGACCCCAGUCAAUCUUCAGAAUUUCAAACUGUUCGGGACAAAUUAUUCUCAUUUUAUGAAGAAUAUACAACACGUCACAAGGUGGAUCGAUCAUCUGCAUCAAAAGAAAAGGUGGUGCCGGAUCAUCAAGAGUCUGAGACCGUGGAUAUGCUGGAGAAGUUCGAUGAUUAUGCUGAUAAUGUGUAUUCAGCAUCUUCGAAAAAGUCUGAGCUAGAAAAGUACUUAGAUGAGACAAGGAGUGAUAGAAAGACGGAUUUGGACAUUCUUGAGUAUCGGAAGAUUAACUCCCAACGAUAUCCGACAGUUGCAAGGAUGGCUCGUGAUAUUUUGAGCAUUCCCGUAUCCACAGUUGCCUCCGAGGCAGCAUUCAGCUGUGGAGGUCGUGUUCUCAAUCAAUAUCGAAGUUCUUUGAAACCCGACCUUGUGGAAGCACUCAUGUGCUCUCGAGAUUGA
This is a messenger RNA of Punica granatum (pomegranate), 819 nucleotides long. Lineage: Eukaryota; Viridiplantae; Streptophyta; Magnoliopsida; Myrtales; Lythraceae. The record is from RefSeq and is a predicted model, not a curated record.